UGCGGCGUGGAAACAGCACUUCCAAGGCUGGUUGUGGACAGAGUACUCUGCGGUUUCUUCUUUUUUCAUUCCUGUGCUCGUACCGCUACUACAUCUAUUGAACCUAUUACAGCCACAUAAUCUUACUUACUCAGAACGUCCUGCUCUCUCUUCCACACCUUAAUCGCCCCCAGUGUUGCCUAACAGCUACUACCCUGUCAUCAAAGAGCUGUCUUACGACUCAUACCGCCACGAGAAGUGCGUCUGCUGCUCUCAGGGACUCUGAGCUUCUCCUCUCACCGUAGAACCUUCAGACGGUUCUGCGGUGGAUAUGGCUUGGCGCCCAGGGAAGACCGCUCCAAGACUUCUCGAAGACCUCCUUACCUACGAUCCUCGCAACGAAGCCGUCAUCGGACGCAACACCUUGACCGAUGCCCCGCCAGUCUUUGACCCCGAGAAGAGCAGCUCGCAUACGCGGUACAAUGGAUGCCGUCAUGCUUUCAUGGAGAAGACGGAGCAGAGCAAGCUUCCAGAUGCAGGUCGUCCUCUAGAGAAGUCGGAGAAGUAUAAGAUCGCCACAUACUGCAACCAGUGCCGUUUUCACUUCGACGUGACGGUGGACUAUAGUGGACAACUGUACCACGGUUCCCCAUGUCCCAAUAAUGAAUUUCCGUUACACCAUUUCACACAUGUUCCCAGCAAGGAGAAUGACAAGGCGGGACCAUCUCUUUCUCCGCAGGACUCCACCUAUCACUUCCGAUGCACAGCGAAGGAUUGUCCCGUGGAAGUGUACGUUCGCUCACGGCCUCCAAUGUUCAAGACCUCGUGGGUGGACCUCCUCACCAAUGUCGACGGCCUUCGCGCCCGUCUAGCUGCUGCCAAAUCUGUCGACCCUAAUAGAGCGCUGGAUAUAAACCUGGCAUUACCAUGGGACGGUAUGCAAUACUUGCGAAAAUACAUCGUUGAUUCCUUGUCUCCAGAGGUCAAACACAAGAUGAUCCCAGCGCGGAACGUAAAGUUUAUGGCUGCGUUUGGGUCUGACUGUGACCACGUGCUAUUGGAACUUGGGUUCGUACGGGUGGAAGCAGAGGACAGCAAUGAGCUCAAGUGGCGGCUUCCGCAAUGCGAAAGCUCAAUUGGCCCAUUCCAGGCAGAUUCACACCGCUCAAAACUGCUCGAUAUACUUGCGGAGCUGGAUUCACUAUUACUCAAGCGUGCAAGCUCGGAGAUCAAGCAGAUGAAAUUUGCUCCACCAGAGCCUAGGCCAUGCUUGAAAGACCUCGAACGAGCACUUGGAUGUCUCGACUAUCCCAAAGAUCCGGCCUCAAGGCAUAUUGCGAACAAAGACAUUCCAGAGCACCCGUUCUAUGGAAGCUUGGGUGUCUUGAGCGACUUCUCAGAUCAGUUGGUGAUAUUCGCGUACAAAAGGCAAAUCGAGAGCGAUCCUUCAAACACCGCUUACUAUUUCGAAUGUAUUGAGGAUCUCGCCAAGGGUAGGAAUAGCGAAACGCUUGCGACCGAAGUGCAAAUAUUAGCCUCUCAAGGUCAGGUCAAUCGUAAACAGGUCCGUCAGGCAUACAAGUACUUCAAUAUCGAUCCGGACAUGUCACAAACAUCCGACACUUUUAUCAUCAACCAGUACAGAGCUCGACUUGCAGACGUGUCGAGCAAUCAAGAGCGAGACAUGAGGGAGAUGCUCCGCAUCUUGGGUAGCGCUCGACAAAGCAACGAGAUAUUACACGAGGCGUCGAACUCGCUGGAGACGUAUGCACAAGCUUUGAGCUGGCUAGAUGUUCAAGACAACAUAGCCGACGAGUUCAUCGUCACCAUGGCUACCAUCAAAUUAGAAGAUUCUGGGUCACAAGAGAACGCGCGCAAGGCCGUGCGAAUAAUCGCAGAACACCGCAACAGCGACGCGCUGAGGAUCUGGCUGGAGACAGGUCAACUGGGUCACACGGAGAUGGAUCUUGCGGAAGCAUAUCGCAUUCUUGAUAUAUCGGAUCGGACACAAGAGAUUGAUCAGGGCAGUCUCUCGGUGCUCUUCGAAGUGCGAAUGACCGACUCAUCACACCCGCCAGCAAAGUUGCAAGAGGCGUAUGCACUGAUUAGCAAAAGCAAAUUCGGGAUGAACGAAGAAACAAGUCAGCAUCCUCCGGGGAAUUGGCCCGUCGGGUUUCAGAACAUUGGAAAUACCUGCUACUUGAACAGUCUCCUCCAAUACUUCUUCACGAUCCGGCCUUUGAGAGAGCUUGUCUUGAAUUUUGACAAGUAUAAGCUCGAGCUCACUGCUGAAAAUAUCACCAAGAAGCGCGUAGGCGGGCGUGAGGUUUCAGUCGUCGAGCUCGAGAAGGCUCAAGAGUUCGUUCAGGAAUUGAAGAAACUGUUCACAGGCAUGAUCACCUCCACGGAGUCGAGUGUGCGUCCCGAGGUACGACUUGCUUGUCUUGCACUACUAUCCACGGGAGACGAAGCUUUGCAACGUAGACAUUCCAUCAACAAUCGAGGUGCAGGCCUGGGUGAGACAAAUGGAACACCAUUCAUUGGACCCAUGCCCAUGCCGACGACCAAUGGUGCCUCUUCACCUCCCCAGACGGAGACGGGAGAUAAUAAAAGUGACAGCACACUAGUCGGAGACGGUUCAACCCCAGCAUCUAGUACCGAGGAGACUGAUGACGCCUUGAAAGCCAAAGACAUUCAAUCGACCGAUUUAGAUGCCGGAGUUACUGAAAUGGAUGUAUCUGACGCUGAUAAACCUGUGACCAACGGGGCCAUGCCCGCUGAACCGAAUCGUCCUCCUCCCGUUCCUCCAAGGCCAAAGGCAGCAGAUACUGCGAGCACUAAUGUACCGGCUGAUGUAGAGUGGGCUGCCAGACAACAGGAUGUGGCUGAAGUGAUGAACAAAGUUCUGUUCCAGCUUCAGUGCGCCAUCAGGCCGGAGGUUAUGUCUGACGGUCAAGUGAGUGACCUCACAAGGCGGCUCUUCUUUGGGGAAACCACGACAACGCGCACACGCAACAACAAGAUUGAGCGUAAAAAGGAGACGUGGGACACGCUGUUUGUUAAUGUCAAUGAAGGACCUCGCGAUAUCUACAAGGCGUUGGACGAAGAGUUCGAUAAGGGAGAUAUUGAGGAGAUUAAGCAGGAUGCUGACCAUGGUAUAUUGUCAAAAUAUGAGAACAUUAGCGUUCUGCCACCCGUGGUGCAAGUCAACGUCAAACGUGUCAACUACGACACGAAGAAGCGCGAAACUUUCAAGAGCCACAACCAUCUCCACCUUGAGGAUACACUGUUCUUGGAUCGCUAUCUCGAGCAAACAGCGUCAGUAUCAGCCGAGGAGCUUUACAGUCGUAGAGUGAAGAGUUGGGAGUGGAAGAAGCGGCUAAGAGUGCUGCAGAGCAGACUGCAGGAGCUGAAGGGCGAUGCAGACUCUGGUGAACUUGCGGAUACGAUCGAGGUAACGGCGGAGUAUUUAUCCGGGCAAGAAGAGGAAGAUGAAGAGGAGAGCUCGCAAAUGGCAGUGGACGGCGAGAGUGAACGCGCCAAGCUUGUAGCGGCGCUACGAAAGCGGGCGACUGAGCUAAGACAUGAGCGGGAUGCUAUUGGGGAUGAGAUAGUGGAGUUGCAGGACAAGAUCGAGGGGCUGUUCUCAGACCUUCAGGACCAUCCUUAUAAACUGCAUGCAAUCUUUAUGCAUCGGGGCUCGGCGGGCGGGGGCCACUACUGGGUCUACAUCCGGGACUUCCAAAACAACAUGUGGCGCAAGUACAACGACACCAAGGUCGACGAAGUGACGAACCUACAGGAGAUAUUCGGCGAAGACAAGACGAAGCCGCCGGCGACGUCUACGGGCGUGGUAUAUGUGCAAGAGGGGUUGAGCGGGAAGCUGACGGAGGCAGUGUGUCGACAGAUGGCCGGGGAGCAGGAAGACGUGGAGAUGGUGGAUGUGAUUGCGGGCGCAGGUGCAGAUACGGAUGCCGAUGCGGAGGUGAUUGAAGGCGUGGAGCCAUGAUAGUCGAGGUUCUCGGCAUUACAUACAUCAUAUAUACACUUGGAAGACUUUAUGCAUAGCGCUGGGCAGUGUUGGUUGGGCAUUAGCGAAGAGAUGGGCUUUGUAGGGUUGUUGGGCGAUUGAGAUGUGGUGGUUAGUGUAGUAGUUAGUAUAGAGAUACCCCAAGGGCAGGCAUGAAGAAGAUGACUAUC
Pseudovirgaria hyperparasitica is the source of this 4179-nucleotide messenger RNA. Its product is annotated as cysteine proteinase. NCBI's taxonomy places the organism in Eukaryota, Fungi, Ascomycota, Dothideomycetes, Acrospermales, Acrospermaceae. The transcript is spliced from 4 exons. Gene Ontology annotation, biological process: regulation of proteasomal protein catabolic process; protein deubiquitination; proteasome-mediated ubiquitin-dependent protein catabolic process. Gene Ontology annotation, molecular function: cysteine-type deubiquitinase activity; proteasome binding. The coding region runs from base 311 to 3988 and encodes 1225 amino acids. The record is from RefSeq and is a predicted model, not a curated record.